AUGGACCGCUUGCGUGAUGCCAUCCACGCCGCGUCUCGAAGGCGGGAACGUAGCGACCCAGCUGCAAUAGCCACCACCGAAAAUGUAUCACGGCCAGUUGCCGCUGCCAGGACAGGAAGGCAACCACCGACCGAGAGACCGCCAGCGAGUCCCCCUCCGACCUUACAAGACGAGCCACAUCCUGACGUGAGAGAAGCGCUCGCGGCGAGAGAUGACAAUUUCUACCCUCCCAGCAUUCGACUUGUUCGUCACGGAACUCAUGCCUCGGGGCCUGAAGCGAACAUCGGCGCAGUUCACGACUACGCCGCGACCCCUACAGAAACAGACCGGGCCGAUCAUGGCAGACUAGGGAACGUGUGGAACAAAGCUCGUCGGUCAGUGGGGUUUGGGCGCGAGGAGAGGGAUUCUUUGCCGCAGUCUGGAAGGGACUACAAUACGGAUAUGGUCGAUGCACUCGACGCUCUCGAUCCUGAAGUUCAAACUCUCGUCUCCCUGACCAACGUGCAAAACUCGCUGUUCGUCCCCAACCUUGGGAGAUACGUGAACAGAAGGCCGACAUUCUCCCUCACGAGCCUCUUGCAAGACGUCGAACAGAAAUUAAAGCCGGGAGAGAAGGACAGGCCCACGCAGGCAAAACAACCACCAAAGGUCGCACGCCCGGCACCCGUAUACCGAGCUCCUACCGGUGGUACCAUCGACUCGAAGCUCAGCGACUCUCGGUAUGCGGUCCUUCCCGAAGGAGCGUCGCUGUCCGGGUGGACGUAUGAAGAUCGAUUGGAGCUCAACGAUCAUGUUCGACAUAUGCUGCACUCACGUCGGUCGAAACUCAAAAGGUCCCUGAAAGGGUUCAUGCAAUAUGUUCGCCAACCUCUCGGCUUCUGCAUCACACUCUAUGCGACGUUGAUCACGCUUUUUGGCUUGGCCUGGGUUCUCUUCCUCAUCGGCUGGAUAAACGUCGGCGGGAAGCAAUUGUAUAUCAUCAACGUGAUUGACAAUGUCCUGGUGGCCCUCUUCGCCAUCGUCGGCGAUGGCCUCGCCCCUUUCCGGGCUGUGGACACCUACCACAUGGUCUUCAUUGCCCACUACCACCACUUGACCUGGGAGACGCGCAAGAAGCGCCACCUGCCCGACCUGCGAAACCACAACGACCUCCCCACCGAGAUGCCGCCGCCCGCGGUGCCCCGGCCCCCACCCCGCCGCCGCGACCGCGUCCUGAACAAAGCGGCCGCCAAACUCCACCUACGGAGACGAUUCGGCGUCCGCAACGAGCACCCCGAAGAUCCGGGCGAGUACAGCGUCCUGACCCCCGCGCAGCAGCGACUCCUGGACUACCACGCCGCCAAGUUCAACAAGUCGCACACCUUCUACAAGCCGCACGAGACGGAGACGCACCACGCCUUCCCCCUGCGCCUGCUGGUCGCCAUCGUGGUGCUGCUGGACUGCCACUCGCUCCUGCAGAUCGCCCUGGGCACCGUCACGUGGAGCAUCGACUACCACCGCCGGCCCUUUGCGCUGACCACGGUCAUCCUGUGCUGUUCCAUCACCUGCAACGCCACGGCGGGACUGCUGAUCUGGAUCGGCGACCGCCGGACGCGCAAGCACGAUGUGCUGGAACGCCUGAAUCGCCAGGAGUUGACGCAGGAGGCCAUGGAGAAGAUGGAGAAGAGGCGCGCACAGCAGGAGGAGGAGGAAGAGGGAGCCGGCCGGGCAGCGGACUAG
This is a messenger RNA of Fonsecaea erecta, 1719 nucleotides long. RefSeq lists its product as hypothetical. The record is from RefSeq and is a predicted model, not a curated record. The transcript is spliced from 4 exons. Lineage: Eukaryota; Fungi; Ascomycota; Eurotiomycetes; Chaetothyriales; Herpotrichiellaceae. Bases 1 to 1719 code for a protein of 572 amino acids.